Molecule: messenger RNA, 366 nt
Organism: Macrosiphum euphorbiae (potato aphid)
Lineage: Eukaryota; Metazoa; Arthropoda; Insecta; Hemiptera; Aphididae
Source: the annotation of a GenBank genome assembly
AUGUUCUUUUGGUUUAAUCGAGAUGGUCGAAAUGCUCGUAAUACCAAACUUCCAAAGGUGCAACCAAAAUUUAUUAAUAAACAGUUAUCAAAUAAUCAAAAACGUGUAACAUUUUCUGAAAAAAACAAAACUGUUGUGUACCCAAGAUAUUCACCGGUAAAUUUGCCAGCAAUCAAUUCAAAGUAUCCUUACAGAAUGUUGGAAAGACAAAGAACAUACAUUGUUUCAAAUCCUGUUUUUGUGAAACCUUCAAAAUCACCAAAACAACAAAAAAAACCAAAGACAUUUAGUGAUUUUAAAAAGAACUUAAAAAAAAUAAAUAAAAAUAACAAGGAUGAAAAUGGAAUGAUAUGGAUUGAUUUAUAG